Messenger RNA from Darwinula stevensoni, 1260 nucleotides. NCBI's taxonomy places the organism in Eukaryota, Metazoa, Arthropoda, Ostracoda, Podocopida, Darwinulidae. The record is from the annotation of a GenBank genome assembly.
AUGUCCCUGGUGAAGGAGGAGCCGGUCUCGACGACGACGCUGGAGCUGUCUCCCCCGACCCCGCCGCCGAGCGCCCCCACCGCCCCCACCGCCCCCGCGACCCCCCACCCCGGCCCCUCCAGCCCCCCCUCGAAGCGCAAGAAGCCCGACGACCAGGACUCCUCCAACCCGGACAAGAAGCCCCCUUACUCCUACGUCGCCCUCAUCUUCAAGGCCAUCAAGGAGAGCGCCGACGGGAAGCUGACCCUCGCCGAGAUCUACUCCUACAUCAAGAACAAUUUUCCCUACUACGAGAAGACGAAGAAGGGCUGGCAGAAUUCCAUCCGACACAAUCUGAGCCUCAAUGAUUGCUUCGUGAAGAUCCCCCGCGAGGGCGGGGGGGAGCGGAAGGGCAACUACUGGACCAUCGCGCCGGAGCACAUGGACAUGUUCGACGAGAACAACUUCACCCGUCGACGCCGAACGCGCCGACGCCUGACGGGUGGCGGGGGCUUCGCUUGCACCAAGAGCCUCUUCGGCGGCGGGGGGGAGUUCCUCGGAGGGGGGCACCCGGGACACCCGGGACAUCCGAGGGGUGCCUUCUUCUCGCCGUGUCCGCCGCCGCAUCCGCACCCGCAUUGGAUGUCGUUCACGACGUCGGCGGCGACGACUCAUCCGUCGGGAUACGGGGCCGGGCCUCCCGCGGCGGCUCAGGGUCCCGCUCAAUCGGCGUACCUUCAGUCUUCGAUGGGGAGCGUGCUGGGAGGGAUGCAGCCCAUGCAGCUUUCCUCCAUCUCCUACGAUCAGUUCGGUGAGUUCACGCCGAAUGCGGGAUGAGCCCUGCACGCACCGCCGUCGGAUGCGUUUCGGUUUCUGCGGAGGUGCGGCUUUGUUUGUCGUCGGCGUCUUUCGUGCGGACGAAAGACGCAGUAACGCGACGGAAGAAAUGCUUAGUUGCUUCUUACCGCUAUUAUUUCGAACUUCCAAUAUUUAAUACCGGACGGCAUAUCAAAUGGUAUAAAUGAUGUACCGAAACGGUUGACGAGUAGAAAGCAUUGCGUAAAUGAUUUCGUUUGACGAAGCAGCACCGAUGCAGAAAUUAAAUGCAGAAAGCGGCUCGGGCUCGUCUGCUCUCUGUCACCCGCACGUGGAAGAUUUUUGCUGACAUCGACGUCCGCUCUCCUCUCCUCUCCACGUGUUUAACCCCUCGUCGUGGAUCGUGGAGAGGCUGGUCCCUGCAUGACAUCAUUGAUCUUUUCUUUUUCUUUUUUUUUUUUAGGU